This is a messenger RNA of Haplochromis burtoni (Burton's mouthbrooder), 11270 nucleotides long. RefSeq names its product ATP-binding cassette, sub-family A (ABC1), member 2 (gene abca2). Gene Ontology annotation, cellular component: membrane; intracellular membrane-bounded organelle. The record is from RefSeq and is a predicted model, not a curated record. Gene Ontology annotation, molecular function: lipid carrier activity; ATP hydrolysis activity; ABC-type transporter activity. NCBI's taxonomy places the organism in Eukaryota, Metazoa, Chordata, Actinopteri, Cichliformes, Cichlidae. Gene Ontology annotation, biological process: transmembrane transport; lipid transport.
GGUCUAUCGGAAGUCUGUGGUUUGGAGCUUGUCAGGCUGCUCCCAAACUGCUUUCCUGUUCCAACUCCAGCAGUUGCAUGAUAAAGCAAGACUGUGAAGUGUUUACAGAGGAUGACACUCAGUCCCGUCACGCAUUUUGCCGCCGCUCUCGGAUAAAUGCUCAUUUUUCCUUCCGCCUGCGCUAAAAUAAUAAUAAUAAUAUUGUUAUUGGCUGAAUCGGAUCCAGGAUGCCCAGAAACGGGAUAGAAAUCCCCUUGUUUUCUAAAUCCAGCGUGACGUCACCGCCGUUAUGCUGAUUUGUUACAUUUAGGACACCGUGAAGUAAAAGUGGAAGGAAAAUGGGAUUCCUGCACCAACUCCAUCUUCUGCUGUGGAAGAACAUAUCUCUGAAGAGGAGGGGGCCGUGGGUGCUGGCUUUUGAGAUUUUCAUCCCGCUCGUCCUUUUCUUCAUCCUCCUGGGUCUGAGGCAGAAGAAGCCAGCAAUUCCUGUCAAGGAAGUGUCCUUUUACAGCGCUGCGCCGCUCACCUCGGCUGGCAUCAUUCCCAUCAUGCAGUCGCUCUGCCCAGAUGGACAGAGAGAUGAAUUUGGUUUCCUGCAAUAUAAGAACUCCACUGUGACCCAGCUGCUGGAGCGGAUAAGUGAAGUGGUUGAACAGAAUCAGCUCUUCACAUCUGAUAGACCUGGUUUAGGUCAAGAGCUGGAGACCCUGCAGCAGCACCUGGAGAGCCUCAGCUCCACCCCAUUACCACAUGACCACAACUUUAACAACAGCCAAGGCUUCACUCUGGCCAGCGUGUUGAAGAAUGAAUCCGUUUUCCAACAGUUCCUGAUCAAGAACCUUUCCUUGUCUGACUCCAUAGCCAAGCUUCUGCUCAACACUCCAGUGAGCCUCGCAGAGGUUUACAGCCUUAUCGUCGGUACACAUUUCGGAGAUGGCGGAGGAGCCCACAGCUGGAUUCAACAGGCCAAGGGCACCACACAAAAACCUAGAGACAGAGUCCUUCAGUUAGAAGACAGCCUCUUAACUGCAUCCACACUUGAGGACCUCACCUGUGGGGACAGGUCCUCUGAGCUGAGCAAGAUUCUGCUGGUACCUGAGAAGCAGCGACCCGUGAUCCAGGCGUAUCGCAAUUCUGUGUGUAGCGAAGGGGCGGAGCAAAAGUCAGCACGCUUCAGGCAGCUGAGCCUGGAGCUGAGAAAGCAGAUCAACACGCAGAGUGUCACCGAGAAGCUUCACCUGCAGCCCAGCUCUUCGGCUCUUCUGUCUCAGUCUAACGUUGGGGCUCUGUUGAAGGAACUGGCUGAUGUAGAGAGGCUUCUGAAGGAUGUGGACCUGCUUUCUAGUCUGGCUCGCCUGCUGCCCAAAGGGGCCUGUGCUGGUCGAACUCCAGCAUCGCCAGCAAACACAACAUGGCCUCUCAAUGCCACCACAUGGGGCCCCAACACAACUGACAUUCCCGUAGAGGGUGAUGAAGGAGGAGAGGAAGGUGGAGGAGCAGGAAGUGGGAAAGGGAAGAAGGAAACGGAGAAUCCUCAUUCUCAGUUUUCAGCAUUUGUACAGUUAUGGGCUGGACUGCAGCCCAUUCUGUGUGGGAAUAACAGGAUAAUUGAACCGGAGGCUUUGAAGCAGGGAAACAUGAGCUCUCUGGGAUUCACCAGCAAAGAACAAAGGAAUUUGGGCCUACUGGUUCACUUGAUGACUACAAAUCCCAAGAUCCUCUACUCUCCUAUUGGCUCCCAGGUGGACAAAGUGAUUCAGAAGGCCAAUGAGACAUUUGCAUUUGUUGGGAAUGUGACACAUUACACCCGGGUGUGGCUCAAUAUCUCCUCCCAGCUCAGGAGUUUCCUGGAGGAGGGCCAGUUCCACAAGCACCUGGUGUGGCUGCAGCAGUUGUUCUCAGAUCUUCAGCAGCACCCUGAGUUGAUAAAUGGCACAGACACUGAGCUAAUGCAAAGUCUGAUGGAAGGAAACUACAGUCUUCCCAACACCUCCACCUUGCUAGAACAGCUGGACACCAUUGACAAUGCUGCCUGUGGCUGGACACACUUUAUGUCUAAGGUCAGUGUUGAUGUCUUCAAGGGCUUUCCUGAUGAAGACAGCAUUGUCAACUACACCCUGAAUCAGGCUUACCGGGACAACGUUUCUGUGUUUGCCAGUGUGAUUUUCCAGACUAAUAAAGAUGGCUCCCUUCCACCACAUGUUAUGUACAAAAUCAGACAAAAUUCCAGCUUAACAGAGAAGACCAAUGAAAUCAGGAGGGCCUACUGGCGCCCUGGCCCCAACACUGGGGGGAAAUUCUAUUUCCUGUAUGGCUUUGUUUGGAUCCAAGACAUGAUAGAGAGAGCGAUCAUCAACACAUUUGUGGGGCAUGACGUGGUGGAGCCUGGCAACUACGUUCAGAUGUUCCCUUAUCCAUGCUACACCAGAGACGAUUUUCUCUUUGUGAUUGAGCACAUGAUGCCUCUGUGUAUGGUGAUCUCUUGGGUUUACUCAGUGGCCAUGAUGAUUCAGCAUAUUGUAGCUGAGAAAGAGCACAGGCUUAAAGAGGUGAUGAAGAUGAUGGGUCUGAACAAUGCAGUCCACUGGGUGGCGUGGUUCAUCACGGGCUUUGUCCAGCUGUCCAUCUCUGUCACUGCUCUCACGGCCAUUUUAAAGUACGGCCGGGUGUUGCUCCACAGCGAUCCCUUCAUCAUCUGGCUGUUCCUUACCAUCUAUGCCGUGGCUACUAUCAUGUUCUGUUUCCUGGUGUCAGUAAUCUACUCCAAAGCUAAGCUGGCUUCUGCCUGCGGAGGAAUCAUCUAUUUCCUCAGCUAUGUGCCCUAUAUGUAUGUGGCCAUUAGGGAAGAGGUGGCUCACGACAAGAUCACUGCCUUCGAGAAAUGCAUUGCUUCUCUGAUGUCUACCACAGCUUUUGGCCUUGGCUCCAAGUAUUUUGCUCUAUACGAGGUAGCAGGUGUUGGCAUUCAGUGGCAGACCAUAAGCCAGUCACCUGUAGAAGGCGAUGACUUUAACCUCGGUCUCUCCAUGAUGAUGCUCAUCAUUGAUGCUGGCGUGUACGGUGUGCUGACCUGGUACAUAGAGGCUGUGCAUCCAGGAAUGUAUGGGCUGCCGCGCCCAUGGUACUUCCCACUGCAGAGGUCCUACUGGUCUGGCAGUGGCCGUGUGGAGACCUGGGACUGGCCUUGGUGCGGAGGUGGAGCUGCCAGGCUCAGUGUGAUGGAGGAGGAUCAGGCUUGUGCGAUGGACCACCGGAGGAAUGAGGAGAUCCGCGGGAUAGAGGAGGAGCCCAACCACCUUCCCCUGGUGGUGUGUAUAGACAAACUGACCAAGGUGUACAAGACAGGCAGUAAACUGGCCCUGAACAAACUGAGCCUCAACCUGCAUGAAAACCAGGUGGUUUCCUUCUUGGGACACAAUGGAGCUGGGAAGACAACUACAAUGUCCAUCCUGACAGGGUUGUUCCCGCCCACGUCUGGCUCUGCCACCAUCUAUGGCCACGAUAUCCGCACUGAGAUGGAGCGUAUUCGACAGAACCUCGGGAUGUGUCCGCAGCACAACGUCCUGUUUGACAAGCUGAGUGUGGAGGAGCAUCUGUGGUUCUACUCCAGGCUCAAAGGCAUGGCUGAAGAAGACAUCUGCAAGGAGAUGGACAAGAUGAUUGUUGACCUGGAGUUGUCCAAUAAGCGUCACAGCUUGGUGCAGACAUUGUCUGGUGGGAUGAAGAGAAAGUUGUCUGUCGCCAUUGCCUUUGUUGGUGGUUCCAGGGCCGUCAUCCUAGACGAACCAACCGCAGGGGUGGACCCCUACGCCCGCCGAGCCAUCUGGGAUCUCAUUCUCAAGUACAAACAAGGCCGCACAAUUCUGCUGUCUACUCACCACAUGGAUGAAGCAGACCUUCUGGGAGAUCGCAUUGCCAUCAUCUCACACGGGAAACUCAAAUGCUGUGGCUCCCCACUCUUUCUCAAGAGCACUUAUGGAGAUGGAUACAAGCUGACACUGGUCAAAAAGCAGAGCGAAGGCCGAGGCCAGGCCAGCCAGUUCCAGCCUCCGUCUCUGUCUCCGUCCUCCUCUCUGUCGCCUUGCUCAGAAGUUCAGGUCACUCAGUUUAUUCGUCAGUUUGUGGCUUCCUGCCUGCUGGUGUCCGACUCCAACACUGAGCUGUCCUACGUGCUGCCUUCUGAGGCUGUCAAGAAGGGCUGUUUUGAGAGGCUGUUUCAGGCUUUAGAGAAGAGCUUGGACUCCCUGGCACUGACUAGUUUUGGGGUAAUGGACACCACCUUAGAGGAGGUCUUUCUCAAAGUGUCUGAAGAGGACCAGUCUCUUGAAAACAGCGAUGCUGACGUAAAGGGUUCGCCAGGGGGGAGCUCUGUAGGGAAAUCAUCAAUCGGUUCAGAAGGUUUGGGGGGACCACAGGGUGAGACAGGAUCCCAAGUGGAGCCUGAAAAGCCAACGGUGGAACUAAACAAUCUGGUGAAGUGCUCCACACUAAGCCAGAGCCAGUCUUCUCUAAUGUCCUCCUCAUCUGUCGGCUCAGUAAGAGGCGAUGAAGGAGGGCUAUAUACCGACUUCUAUGGAGAUUACUGUCCGCUCUUUGACAACAGACAGGGGGCUGACUCUGCUAGCCUCCAGGGAGAUGCAGAGAACCCCUCGUCACCAGAGCCGGAGGUGCUGGAAGGGCAGGGCACCUUCAAGCUGGAGGGUUGGUGGUUGAAACUGAGCCAGUUUCACGGACUUAUUAUCAAGAGGUUUCACUGUGCCAAGAGGAACACCAAGGGUCUCUUCUCUCAGAUCCUCCUGCCUGCCUUCUUUGUCUGUGUGGCCAUGACCGUGGCCUUAUCUGUGCCCGAGAUCGGAGAUUUGCCACCCUUGAUCUUGUCCCCAUCUCAGUAUCAUAACUACACCCAACCAAGAGGCAACUUCAUCCCUUAUGCCAAUGAAGACAGACCCCAGUACAGGAACAAGCUGUCACCAGACGCCAGCCCACAGAAGAUCAUCAACACCUUCCGCCUGCCCUCGGGUAUCGGUGCUACUUGUAUCCUCAAAACCCCCUUCAACAGCACCCUGGACCAGCUGGCACAAACCCUCAACCCCAAUGCCAAUAACUCCAAAACCCUAGCUGCCAAAUACUUUGAUUCUAUGUGUCUGGACUCCUUCACUCAGGGCGUCCCCCUCUCCAACUUUGUGCCCCCACCACCUUCGCCAGCACCUUCAGAUGGCCCAGACUCUAAUUUUGAGGACGGUCUGUGGAACCUAACAGUCACUCCUCCAAUUACAGUUCAUAAGCCUGUUACAUCUCCACCUACCUUUCCCUUGUCCAUCCAUGAGCCGGUGCGCUGCGUCUGCUCUAUGCAGGGGACAGGCUUCUCCUGUCCCAGUGGGGUAGGAGGACAACCCCCUCUCAUGAAGGUGGUGACUGGUGACAUUAUGGUGGACAUCACAGGCCGGAACGUCUCUGAAUAUCUGCUUUUCACAUCAGACAGAGUGCGGCUGCACAGAUAUGGUGGUUUAACAGUGGGCAACAUUCAGAAAUCAAUCCCAACAUCUUUUGGGAGAAAUCUUCCACCUAUGGUUCGUAAAAUAGCGGUGCGCAGAUCAGCUCAGGUUCUCUACAACAAUAAAGGCUACCACAGCAUGCCAACGUAUCUGAAUGUCCUCAACAAUGCCAUCCUGCGUGCCAACAUGCCUCCCUCCAAGGGCAAUCCUGCUGCCUACGGAAUCACAGUAACAAACCACCCGAUGAAUCGCACCAGUGCCAGCCUUUCUUUAGACUAUUUGCUCCAGGGCACAGAUGUAGUGAUUGCCAUCUUCAUUAUUGUCGCCAUGUCCUUUGUCCCAGCCAGCUUUGUGGUUUUCCUAGUAGCAGAAAAAUCCACAAAGGCCAAACACCUGCAGUUUGUCAGUGGCUGUGACCCAGUCAUCUACUGGCUAGCCAACUAUAUUUGGGAUAUGCUGAACUACCUGGUACCUGCUACAUGCUGCGUUAUUAUUCUGUUUGUGUUUGACCUGCCAGCCUACACCUCUCCAACAAACUUCCCUGCUGUCCUCUCCCUCUUUCUUCUCUACGGUUGGUCGAUCACUCCCAUAAUGUAUCCUGCAUCCUUCUGGUUUAAGGUUCCCAGUACAGCCUAUGUCUUUCUCAUAGUCAUCAACCUCUUCAUAGGCAUCACUGCAACUGUUGCAACCUUCCUUCUACAGCUCUUUGAACACGACAAGGAUUUGAAAAAAGUGAACAGUUACCUAAAGUCCUGUUUCCUCAUCUUCCCCAACUACAACCUGGGUCAUGGCCUGAUGCAGAUGGCCUACAACGAGUACAUCAAUGAAUACUACGCUAAAAUAGGGCAGUUUGACAAGAUGAAAUCACCAUUUGAGUGGGAUAUUGUGACUCGAGGACUUGUUGCAAUGACAGUCGAAGGCUUUGUUGGCUUCCUCAUCACCAUCCUCUGUCAGUACAACUUUCUGAGGAACCCGCCGAGGGUGCCGGUCAGCUCCAAGCCUAUCGAUGACGAUGAUGUAGACGUGGCCUGUGAGAGACAAAGAGUGCUGCGUGGAGACGCUGACAAUGACAUGCUGAAGAUCAAGAACCUAACCAAGGUAUACAAAUCCAGAAAGAUGGGACGUAUCCUUGCAGUGGACCGCCUGUGUCUGGGUGUCCGGCCCGGAGAGUGCUUUGGAUUGCUCGGAGUAAAUGGAGCUGGGAAAACCAGCACCUUUAAGAUGCUGACAGGAGACGAGUGUACUACUGGAGGAGAGGCUUUCAUUAACAGAAACAGGUGGUGCAGUGGGCAUUGGAAAAGCUGGAGCUGUCCAAGUAUGCAGACAAACCAGCGGGCACUUACAGUGGAGGAAACAAACGCAAGCUCUCCACUGCCAUUGCUCUCAUCGGGUACCCAUCACUCAUCUUCCUGGAUGAGCCCACCACUGGGAUGGACCCGAAGGCCCGCAGGUUCCUCUGGAAUUUAAUCCUGGACAUAAUCAAGACCGGACGCUCUGUAGUGCUGACGUCACACAGCAUGGAGGAGUGUGAGGCCUUGUGUACCAGACUGGGCAUUAUGGUGAAUGGCAGGUUUAAAUGCCUGGGGAGCAUCCAGCACCUAAAGAACAGGUUUGGAGAUGGCUACAUGAUCACAGUGAGGACAAAGAGCAGCUCCAGCGUCAAAGAGGUGGUUCGGUUUUUCAACAGAAACUUCCCCGAGGCUCUGCUGAAGGAGCGUCACCACACCAAGGUGCAGUACCAGCUGAAGUCUGAGCGCAUGUCCCUGGCUCAGGUCUUUAGUAAGAUGGAGCAGGUGGUGGAGGUGCUGGGUAUUGAGGACUACUCUGUCAGUCAGACUACUCUGGAUAAUGUGUUUGUUAACUUUGCCAAGAAACAAAGCGAUAACCUUGAGCAGCAGGAUGUGUCGCCGCUGGGCAGUGGAAAGUCCCCCCUGCAGCGCAUCUUCAGCCUUCUAAAGUCUCGAACGGCCAACACAGAACUCAACGCUCUGAUCAGUGAGGCGCCAGAAGAGCUGGAGAGCGAUGAUGAUGAAGGUCUCAUUAGCUUCGAAGAGGAACGGGUGCAGCUCUCUUUCAAUACAGACACCCUCUGUUAAAAUGAGCUACUUUCACAUCAGAGAGCAGAGGGGAGGGCAGAGGGGGGACCCCUGAUCCCACUGGUCUGAGCUAUGCGUUCCUGAGAGUAUGGCACCGCGACCCUGAAGAGGACCAAAACUCUCUGAACACAGCACCUGAGGUUCAGUAUUUCAGGCUUCAGAUGGACUCUGCACUAGGACGGCAACAUUAUACUUUGAGUGUGUGAAUUUGAACCCUUUAUGAAAUGUUAAAAACCAAGUCUUUGAUUCCACUGGUGUCUCUGAGCUGACUGGAAUCACCCCCUAACCACAAAGGGUCCUUGUUACUCUGUAGACCUGCCUUGAGAGCAUGCUGUGAUGAUGAUAAUACACCCUGUUUUUCUGUGGUAAGAUUUAUUUUGAAGGCAGCUACAAACUGCUGUGUUGGUUCGUUUGUUUAAAUCUUUUUCUUUCUCUUUUUGCGUGGGGGGUGCACCCUGUAAGGGGGCGUGCGUGGACCUGUGGGGGAGCAGGAGGCCUUCUUGCCUUCUUUGAUGUUACCAGGUGAAAGUACACGGGUGUUGUCAUGGUGAUGCCUCCUCCUCUCGGUUUGUUCUGACACUGUACACGUGGUCGCUUUCUUUUCUGUUUUACAUAUUAGUAUUUUUAUUUAUAUUCUUAUUAUUUUUAUGAAUAGUAUUGUAACAUGUUAUUAUGUUGUGCAUUCUGGUGAGAAGAUCCUCUGUAAAUGGGGCACUGUGUAUAAUAAGAACAAUAACUCCACCUGCAGUGAACAUGAGCAGCAUUGUAACAGCCUGAACGGUGGAUUUGAAUUCCUGACAACAACUGCACUCCUAUCACUGUGACACUAACAGGGACCUUCAGAUCACAUUUGCAGUAAUAUGUGGGUACGCUCCAUGUUUUAUGAUUUGCAGAUGAACUUGUAAUUUUUUCAUGGCUUCUGGAAUCAGCACAUUACAAAAAUAAGGCUCUUUCACUGACCGUGUGUUGAUAUGUUCUUUAAACUGAUCUCAUGUUUCGUGAUAACUGAGUUGUCCUGUCAUCAACAACUCCUGUGUUGCUUCUUCUUUCACAGCUAGCUGCAGUCCUGGUUUGGUUAUUACUCUGGUACUGGUGGGCUUUUUUCCCUGUUGCAGAUGUUAUCAUUAAAAAAGAGUAACUGUCAUCUUUCAUGUCUGAGAUUGUGAGCUUGACGGAUAAAAGCAAGUCUGUCAUGGACUUUAACAACUGUAUGUCACCUACAGCCACUGGAGUUUUGAGCAUUCAUAGUUUAAAAUAAAUCUAAACUGUAUGUUUUGGGAUGUAAACAUCAGAUUCAUAUGUGAACUUAACCUUUAAUAACGCCGUUGAAGCGUGUGUCUGAUUAAACGACUGUUUCUGAACUGUAACUUACACUGAACAGAGGCUCUUCUUAUGCUUUGUGUUUGUUGCAACAGUGAGCUUCGUCCCACACAUCUGCAGCUCUGCUGCUGUGGACCUCUCGCUCUGAUUAUAAAAACGAGCCACGUGCCCAAUGGAGUCAAAUAUUUUGAGCUUCUUCAAGACACAAGUCAUCUUUUCUUGGACUUUUCUAAAGUCUUCACUCCGGGACUGUGUGAAAGCUACACCGCGUUUGCAUGUUCCUUGUCAUGCAUCCAUAUUUUGAUGAAAUAUGAUGUCAUCAAACAUCCUUUUAGUCGUUUGAUGACAUCAUAUUUCAUUCUAGUUCAUCGAACGCGGUGCAGGCCAGUCGCAUUCUUCUAGUUUUGGCCUUUUGCACAUUAUUGGACUUAUUUAUUCUUUUAUUUAAUUCACUUUUUCUUUCUUACUCUUGUGCUGCCUGUAACAAAGCAUCCUCACACAUCUGGGGUUAUACCUUUUUUUGGUUGAACAUUUUGAAUAUUGAUAUAAAUAUGAUGAGCUGGGCUCCACUGGGAGAAGACAGCAGAGAGAGAAGAGAACAAUAUGUUUUUAUUAACUCUGUACUAUGAAAUGUAAAUUUGCUAUUAUUGUUUUAAUAGUGAGAAUUAAUUAGGCGAUUACACGGACUGAGACGGAGGCUAUCACGUGGGUAAUCUGUUGGUGUCUGUCUCCCUCACUCUGUCCUUUACAGUGUCAGCAUUCAGCUGUGGCGCAGCUUUCGCACAGUCCAGGAGUGAAUAAUGCAAUAAAUGAAUGGCAGCAUUCAGUUAUUGCAUAUUCACUGCUCUCCGUUUUUAGGUCUUUGCUUUUUUUAAUGAAAAGCAACAAAAGUAGUAUCCUGAUUAGUAACUUGAAAAGAACUAAUACUUUAAACAUGACACCUUAUAAUAUGUUUAAAUAGCACAACAAAACACAACAAAAUGUGGGGUUCCUAUUUUGGCAUGAUACUAAGGCCCUAAGUACGCUUUAAUUAUUUGUAAUUCCAGCAUAACUAUAUUUACCUACUAAUACUAAGGUAUUUACCUUCAAAUAAGGGAAUCGAGUCGUUUAACCUUAUCUAACGUCCAGAUGUUUUACUGCCUCCUUUAGUUCACCCCUUUGUGUUGUGAGUCCUGCGUUUGCGUCUUAUUCCUGUCUCCUGCACAGCACAUCAUGAGGUGUGGUGCUUGCAUGUGGAAGAUGUUACUGUGAACAGACAGCACGCAGUCAAGGGAGCAGGUGGAACAAGCCAUCCGUAAACUGCCAAAACAGAGAAAAAUCCAUCCAAGAAACUGCUGCAAUAUUAGAGAAGCAAACUCUACAGGUUGGUACAUCCUGAGAAAGAAAGAAAGACGUUUGACCUUUAACAAACACAUUUAUUCAUAUCACAAUUCAAUAAUACAAACAAAACGCUCACAAAGUCAAAGGAAGCAUCACAAAAACACCACCCAAAAACCACACACACUUAGAUCCACGUGUAGUUAUCAAAACAAAUACACUGAAUAAUAAUAUCACUCUAAAAAUGCAAAACAAGUGCACCAUCCUCCCUCAAUGAACAUAAAACAUUUCUAAUACACCACAAAUCUGUAAACAUCUGUAGAUUACAAGUAACUCUAUAAAAACUUUCAAUCUCGAUGCAACUAAGCCCUUAAAACUAAGUGCUGCAUCAGUCCAACCCUGUCCAAGCAUUUCAUUUUUCCUCGUUUUCCAAAUUGCGAACUUUGCCAUACCAAGAAGGAAAUUGAUUAAGACAUGCGUCUUCUUUUUCAAAGCUCUGUACUUAAGACUAAAAACAAAAACUGCCAUAGAAAAACGCCCACCCAGGGCUUCCACCCAUUCCUGCAAUAAACUAAACAGGCUUUUUAACCUCACACAGGACAAAAACAAGUGUUCCAGCGACUCCUGUUGUUCACAAAAUAGACAUCCACCCCUAGUAGUCGGGUCUAGCUGUGUGUCUGUUCGUAGCUAUAAAUCCUCCAGUGGAGGUCACCAACCUGUUUCUCAACAGGUGGCUUAUACAGGACCCUCCAUCUGCCCUUCGGGGCAAGGUCUGAACCAAAAACCUGUGUCCACCUCGACUCCCUGACCCCCCGAGCACAAGUUCAGCACCUUGGCACAACUCUGAUACAGGUGCUUCUUCCCACAUGAACUGAGAACACCCAACAGCAGUCCAUUCUCCUCAUGCCAUCCAUCAAAAGCUGGCGCAGCUGAAAGUACUGGAAAUACGUACUCAUACCCAUUAUGCCACUGGUCAGCUAGAUUGCAAUUUUCAGCAAAUAGUUUCAGUGACACAGGUAAGGACUCCCAGACGUCUUCCAGG